AUGGUUCAGCUGAACUGGCAUGUGGAGUUUGUGGGGGACCUCCUGUAUGUGUUGGCAGCUAAAUUGUGCCGAGUUAAAAAGGCUCUUAAGGCAUGGUUGAGGGAGUCUUUUGGGGAUAUUUUUGAGAAGGUGAAGAAGGCGGAGGAGGAAGUGGCACAUGCAGAAAUUUGUUUCGAUGAGGAUCCUUUAGAGCUGCACCAGAUUCGAUUAAAUGAGAGACGGGCAUUGCUAACCCAUGCGCAGGUGCACGAAGAUAUGUUUUGGAGCCAAAAAGCCAGGGCGGCAUGGUUGAACGAUGGGGAUAAGAAUACCAGAUUCUUUCAUGCGUGUGUGUCUGAACGGAGAAGGAAGUCUAUGAUCCAUCAGAUAAGAUCGCAAUGCGGGGAGUGGCUGGAAAGGGAGGACGACAUCUCUAAGGGGACAGUAUCCUUUUUUCAACAACUGUUCUCGGAUCAAUCAGGGUUGAGCUCCAUUCCAGUGUCGGAUGUGAUUCCAAAACUGCUAUCUGAUCGGGAUAACCUUGAGUUGGAACGGCAUCCCUCUCUGGAGGAGAUUAAGGACGUGGUGUUUUCAUUGGAUCCCGACAGUGCUGCUGGUCCUGAUGGAUUUUCAAGGAGGUUUUUUACCUUUACAUGGGAGGUUGUUGGGAAAGAUGUUUUUGACGCGCUAGGUAGCUUUUUUCUGGAUCGGAGCUGCCAAGGAGCAUAA
This is a messenger RNA of Coffea eugenioides, 708 nucleotides long. RefSeq lists its product as uncharacterized. The coding region runs from base 1 to 708 and encodes 235 amino acids. The transcript is spliced from 2 exons. Lineage: Eukaryota; Viridiplantae; Streptophyta; Magnoliopsida; Gentianales; Rubiaceae. The record is from RefSeq and is a predicted model, not a curated record.